UCCUGCCUCCUUCCGCCGCCUUGGGUGGAACAGGAAGGUCUCGCCGUUUGCAGAAGCGGCUCCCCCGCUCGCUGGAAGGAGGCUUCGCGCGCCCUAUUCCCGGCCGAGGCGGAUCGCUGACCUCCCAACAUGCCGGCCUAUCACUCCACCCUGAUGGACCCGGACACCAAACUGAUUGGGAACAUGGCCUUGCUGCCCAUCAGGAGCCAGUUCAAAGGGCCGGCACCCAAGGAGACAAAAGAUACGGAUAUCAUAGAUGAAGCCAUCUAUUACUUCAAAGCCAACGUCUUCUUCAAAAAUUAUGAAAUCAAGAAUGAGGCUGACAGAACCUUGAUCUACAUAACGCUGUACAUCUCCGAGUGCUUGAAAAAGCUGCAAAAGUGUAACUCCAAAGGCCAAGGAGAAAAAGAAAUGUAUACAUUAGGAAUCACAAAUUUUCCAAUCCCUGGGGAGCCAGGAUUUCCACUAAAUGCUCUCUACGCCAGACCCAGCAACAAGCAGGAAGAAGAGGUUAUGAGGGCUUAUUUGCAGCAGCUGCGGCAAGAAACAGGCCUGAGGCUGUGUGAAAAGGUCUUUGACCCCCAGAGUGACAAACCUAGCAAAUGGUGGACCUGUUUCGUGAAGAGGCAGUUCAUGAACAAGAGCCUGUCGGGGCCAGGCCAGUGAAGGGGACUGUGUGAAGCAUUUUGUUGCCAGAUGUAUAAAAUUCUGCGCCUGUUCAUGUUUUCUACGAAGAGAAGUGCUUCUUUGGCAGAAAAGUGGAGUGAAAUCGUGCGCAUUUUGUUGAGCUGGAGUGCAACAACAGUGAUAUUAAAAAGUGGUUUCUAA
Messenger RNA from Varanus komodoensis (Komodo dragon), 828 nucleotides. It is a transcript of the gene ARPC3, whose product is annotated as actin related protein 2/3 complex subunit 3. The record is from RefSeq and is a predicted model, not a curated record. Gene Ontology annotation, cellular component: Arp2/3 protein complex; cytoskeleton. Gene Ontology annotation, biological process: Arp2/3 complex-mediated actin nucleation; regulation of actin filament polymerization. The transcript is spliced from 7 exons. NCBI's taxonomy places the organism in Eukaryota, Metazoa, Chordata, Lepidosauria, Squamata, Varanidae. The coding region runs from base 130 to 666 and encodes 178 amino acids. Gene Ontology annotation, molecular function: actin filament binding.